AUGGAAUUGCCACGAGAAGUUAUAAAAUGGUUGCAAUACUUAAAUCUGUCGUAUUCUUUUAAAAGCAUUAAAAAUGCAAGCAAUGGAAUAAUAGUCUCAGAAAUUAUAAACACAUAUAUUCCACAAACCAUCAAUAUGAAUAGUUUGGAAAAUGGCUUUGGAAAAGAUAUAAAAAGAAAAAAUUGGCAAAUCAUAAAAAAAGUGUUAACAAGUUUAAGUAUUUCUUUCGACGAAAUAUCUAUAAUUAAUUCUGACAAAAAUGCCAUAACAAAUUUAUUUGUCAACUUGUAUGAAUAUUUCAACGAAAAAAAAAUAAAAAAUGAUCUCUACAGUGCUAAAGGAGAAAAUAAUGAACUGACUGUUCCAUCAUUUGCCAGAUCUACAAUAACUCAGAAAAUCCGAGAAAGCAAUGUUCACGACAUAAUCGACGAAGAGAAAAAAAUGUUAAGCACCUACGAAAUAAUAAAAGGAGAAGAAUAUAAACAUACAAUGAUGAGAACGAGAAAAAAGGAAGAAGAGGAAAACAAGGACAAAAUUAAACACAUGAGCAAAAAAACGGGAUUAAAUAAGACGUCCCUUUUUGAUGGGUUAGAAAAAAGCAGUAGUAUCAUAACCAUAAAUGACACAAGCAGCUACAUGGAUUAUACAGAUAUCAAAACGCUAGAUUCAUUCAUCAAAGACAAAAAUAAUUUAACAUCGGUAGAGUUUAUGAAAAACACAAAUGUGGAUAACGAAAGUGAAUGCCAUAAAAUUCACAAUACAGGUUAUACAGAUGAAAACAUGGAAGAUAUCAUAGCCAAUGUAUUAAAAGAAAAUAUAUCUCAUUAUGUGGUUGAAAAAGAAAAUAAAAGCUUAAUUGCAUGCUCGGCUAAUAUGGUGAAGGAAUUUUAUAAAUUUCCAAAAUUUGAACUAUGUGAUGAGAAUAAUGUAAAUAAUCUGUAUGAAAAAUUUUUCGUCGUGUGUUCCUUAAAAAGACAUGAAUUAAUAGACAAAAUACUGAAUAGACUGAAACUUUUUAAUGAAAACUUCUACUUAAUCUUGUCCUUGAGAGGGUAUCACACAAAAUGCGACUCUCAAGUCUUUACCUCAAUUAUGAAUUAUUUGAAGCAGCUCCUAACUUAUUUGAGAAUAAAAAGCACAACAAGUGAAGUGAUUUGCAACACAAUAUUAAAAGGUCUUUUCUCAUUAGACAAUGACGAAAAUAAGGAUAUCAGAUGUUUUUGCGAAUUAAUUGUUUUGUUAAUAAAUAACGAUGGACAUACCUUAAUGAAUAUUUUGAGAAUGAUUAAGAACACCAUGUCAUCCAACUUUUUUUAUCAUUUUUUGUUAACCCUGUUAAACAGUUCGACGAAUUCGUUUAUAUAUCAAAAAGGCGUUAAAGACAUUUAUCUUUACUACUUAUUCACUGGAUUACAUACAAAUAAAGAGAACAUUAUGUUGAAGAGCCUUGACAUGUUGAAUACACUAAGCCUGUUAGAGGGCUAUGAAGAGAUAAUUCAUCUAUCUGGUCUACUGGAAAACAUUCUAGAAAUAAAUAACAUAAAUUACAACACCUUUUUGUUUGUCAUUAGUUGUAAUAUCUUAUUCAAAAUGAAAGAGAAUCAGAUGGAAGGAUCAUACAACACAGAAAUAAAACAAUUCAUAACAAUUUGUUCAAGGGUCUUAACACACACCAAAACGAAGAAAUUAUUAUAUUUUUUUUUUCUGUGUUCUCACAAGAUACUAAGCAUGGAUGAUGAAUUUUUUGAUCUUUAUUUGAAGCGAUACAAUGAAUUAAGCGACGAAGAACAAAAAAUGAUCAUUAGGAACGAAGUUUUUGAUGGGUCACUUAAAAAAAUGUUCAAUUAUAAAAUGAUAAACAAGUAUUUCUCGAACAUCUUUAGCAAAAAUUUAAAUUUCUUAAAUGAAAAAAAGAAUAUGGAAUUUUUUGGAUAUUUGGAAAUAUAUGAAAAGAUUUAUGAAUAUGUCAUAGAAACUGUGUUUUUGGAAAGUUCUCCUGAUUUUGAGUUAUCCAAGGAAAUAUUAAGUUUUUUUUGGCUUUCAUCAGAUGAUGAAUUAAAGGUUCAAUCUUUCAAGAUUUCCUUGAGUCACUUUGAAAAUUUACUCUCAUUGAAUAAGCAUAACUUAGGUCUUCACACAAAAGAAUAUCUUGAAAAGACUUUUGUUUUUCUUUUUUUUUUUUUUUAUAAAAUGACUGAAGAUAACAAAAAGAUAGGAACAUAA
Messenger RNA from Plasmodium gonderi, 2223 nucleotides. RefSeq lists its product as hypothetical. Gene Ontology annotation, molecular function: microtubule binding. NCBI's taxonomy places the organism in Eukaryota, Apicomplexa, Aconoidasida, Haemosporida, Plasmodiidae. The transcript has 22 exons. The record is from RefSeq and is a predicted model, not a curated record. The coding region runs from base 1 to 2223 and encodes 740 amino acids. Gene Ontology annotation, cellular component: axoneme. Gene Ontology annotation, biological process: regulation of cytoskeleton organization.